Messenger RNA from Lichtheimia ornata, 1884 nucleotides. RefSeq lists its product as uncharacterized. Gene Ontology annotation, biological process: regulation of cyclin-dependent protein serine/threonine kinase activity. The transcript is spliced from 4 exons. NCBI's taxonomy places the organism in Eukaryota, Fungi, Mucoromycota, Mucoromycetes, Mucorales, Lichtheimiaceae. Gene Ontology annotation, molecular function: cyclin-dependent protein serine/threonine kinase regulator activity; protein kinase binding. The coding region runs from base 1 to 1884 and encodes 627 amino acids. Gene Ontology annotation, cellular component: nucleus; cyclin-dependent protein kinase holoenzyme complex. The record is from RefSeq and is a predicted model, not a curated record.
AUGUAUCCACAAUACGCUCAUCCUGCUCUUGAUCCGAUCCAUGGCAUGCUUCCAGCAGGUGCAAUGUACCAUCAGCCACCGUUGCAGUAUUCAUAUCAGACUCCAGCGUCGUUUCAGCCAGCGGCAGCAGCGGCAGUAGCACACCCGAUCCAACAAUAUCCAUGUGUGGUUGCUCCUCCUCCGCUUGAGCCGUUGCCAAGUGCAACCGAUGUACCACAGACACUAGGGUUACCGAUACAUCAAUUGGCCGAGUUUGCAUCAUCCAUGGUAUACCUAAUGUGGCAUGCUAGACGUCCUUCGGUGAUGGCAUUGCAUAGUGAAUCCUUGUCUCCUACAUCAUCCUCCGAACCAGGAGCUGAAAAAGAAGAGCAAAGCACUGAAGAUGACGAUACGACACUAUCUCACUCUAAUCAGCAGCAAGAGACACAACAUCGUGAGACUGCUCAUAUUGCCAAUGGAACUAGCAAUGCCUUUAAAAAGUUCUCUCGACAGAUUUUGUACGCUACUCAGUUAUCCGAAUCGGUAGUCAUGCUAUCACUCAAGUACAUUGCAAUGCUGCUGCAAAAGAAUCCAAACAUUCAAGGAGCUGAAGGAUCAGAGUAUCGAUUGUUUACAGUGGCGCUCAUGCUCGCAAACAAAUUCCUUGAUGAUAACACGUUCACCAACAAGACAUGGGCAGAUAUCUCUUGCAUGAAAGUGACUGAUCUCAACAUUAUGGAGUUGGAAUUUCUUGACGUGUUGGAUUUUGGAUUGUUUGUCGACAAGGAUGAGUUUGGACGAUGGAAGAUGGCACUAGUCAACUUUAAGAAUCAGCUGCAUUCAGUGUACGAAGCACAAGAACUCGAACAACGACAAAAGAUGAUUGAAGCAUCUUUGAAGAGCGUGGGCGUAUCGAUGCUUCAAGAUCAACAACAACAGCAGCAGCCAUGGAAUAUGCAACAACAGGCUGAUGUGCAGCAACAAUAUCCUCAUCCACAAUACUUUUAUCUCUUGUCAAAAGCACAGCAACCACACUUUCCUACGCAACGAAUCAAUCAACCCCUGAUGCGAGUACCUUUAAGGGUACCUGCUCAUCCCGUAUAUAUGAAUGCAGGCCAUUCAUCAUCCCAUCUUCAACAUGGUACUCAGGCACCAUUACCGUUACCUCCACCUCCACCACCACCACCACCGCCGCCAUCACAAUUUCAACACCAUCCUCAUCAUCAUCAUCCUCAUCAACCCAUUUACGAUAAUAUGAUGCGAUCAUCAUCUUCAGCUGUCAUGUCAACAGGUCAUCCUCCGCCUCCUUUCUCUGCAACAACCGAUAACAAAAGAUCAUUUGCUGCACCAUCGCCCGUUGAUACCCAACAAUAUGCAUCGCAUCCUUCGUAUCCUCUUCGACCAUCAUCACAAGUGCAACAAGGACAUCCAAUGAACCAUGAUACGAAUGUAGCAUCCUACACGUCGAUGGGAGAGUUUAAUGAAGGCGCGGCGUAUUCGUACAGAACGGCGUCACCAGGAGGUUUUGUGAACCCAGUAGUAGGGAUUGGAGAACAACCACAACCCAUGUACUAUUAUAUGCAAACACCAGCAACAGGAUCGGCAUCUAAUACGUAUGGUCGCUCUACUACUACUACUACACGAUCGCAUCAUGUUGAGAAUUCGUAUCCAUCAUCAUCAACAACAACAACAACGACCACUUCAUCGGCUGGCAAUGGCUCCUCUACUACUAACAACAACGCUGUGAUGCAUAAUCAGAUACCGCUUCAUAACCGAACGCAAGGACUACCCAUACAUCACCCGCAUCCGCCAUCAUCAACAUCCUCCUCCUCAACCGCCGCGAAACGCAACAGCCGCAGUAGUAGUAGUAAUGGGCCCGUGCUUCAAGUCUCAGCAAGCCAUUGA